AUGUCUCAAAAGUAUCUUGAGGCCGCAUCCUGCUCUCCCUCACAAAAACAAGAUGUCUACAUCUUUACAAUCGUCCCGCUUGUCGAAGGUCUCAUAGGGGCCAUCACGUCUGCAGACGAACUUGUCUUAUUACAGGCAGCUACCCUGCAGCCCGCGAACAUUUUCACUUCGAACCAUGGACUCCAAACAUUGACAUCACUCGUAUCUGCAGAUGACGGCACAACCGCAAUCUGCGCUGGAAGUGAUGGUACAGUGAGGAUCUUUGAUGUCCGCAGCCCGAGUCUAUCAGCCCAGUUCAAAACAGGUCGGCCCGUGAACGCUUUGGCCUCCAACGGUUUAGACCUUGCUGUGGGUGGCGAGACCGUUGUGUCCGUUUGGGAUCGUAGACAGACGAAGAUGCGUUGGCAGAAUGGAGAAAACAAUGAUGAAAUUACCACCUUAGACUUCCAUCCUACUGAACCAAAAUAUCUUCUGAGUGGAGGUGAUGACGGCAUGGUCAGCGUCUUUGAUACUCAGAUUACAGACGAAGACGACAGUCUGAUUCAGGCGAUCAAUCAUGGACCAAUUCACAAGGCAGGAUUUCUUGGAACGGAUGACCUCUACGCUCUGAGCUCAGAUCAAAAUCUCGCACUUCAUUCUCUUUACCUCGACGAAGUCGAUCAUGACAGACCUGCCCCUGACUUAUUGGGAGACCUCCGACCAAUCGUUCCCUGCGAGUAUGUUCUUGAUCUCUUCCGCACAGGCUCAGAUUACGUAGUGGCUUGCGGUACUCAUAGCAAAUCCCAAGUGGAUAUUGUGAGCCUACAACGUGGAAAUACGCUUGGUUCUGGAGAGCGGAUUGUCCUUGAAGCUGCUCAUGGCGGAGAGAUUGUGCGUUCCAUUUUCGCAGACGAUAAUAGUGGAGUAAUAUUCACUGCCGGUGAGGAUGGUCGUGUCGCAGCUUUCACGCGGGGGGCGGUCACGUCUGCUAGUGUCACCCAGCAACCCAAGACCCCAAAGUCGAAAGGUGGUUCGCAAGGCAGCAGCCUACCCGACGCUCAACCGGCCUUCAAUGGCCCCAGAGCCUCUGCCUUCAACAGUGAUUGGAUGAUAUACAAUUUCACUCAGGAUUCAGACAAUCCCGAUAUCCGCCUUAACGCGAAGUAUGACAUCAAAAAUAUUGAGAUCAUGGACAAACAUCUUGUCAUGAAGCAGCCAGCCUUUAGUCGGGCAGAUUUUGAUGCUUUCCAAACUGUGAGUGUGGCUAGGAUCCAGUCAAGAAAGGUCGAUAUGCUACAUGGCACAUAUCGAACGGUAUUCAAGCUUGAAGGAGACCACGGUGGAGCGUGUGCCGGCUUCUUCUGGUAUCAUGACGACAAUUCAGAGAUCGACAUCGAAAUAAUCACGCCGGGCACUUCGAUCGUAAACAAUACGAUUAACUAUACCUCUCAGCCAUCUGUUGCUAAAAGUGGAAUCAAAAUCCCAUACGCAACUCUGUCAAUGCCUCUACAGCAAGCCUUCCCUCAUGUCUCGGAUUUUCACGAAUAUCGCUUCGACUUGCACCCAGAAGAAGGCGUGGACUUCUACGUCGAUGGUGAUCUGGUGCAUAGCAUCGAUAAACAUAUCCCCACUCGUGGAGGUAACCUGCAGAUGAAGCUCUGGGCAGAUGGAAACGAUUGGUGGAGUGGACAUCCAAGUACGACAGAGGUUAAAAUGACAAUCAAAUUGAUCGGCGCUUACUACAACAUCACAACUCCAGACCCCUCGUGGGUGAACGAUUGUCAAGGUGCGGGUGGUCCCAGCGACAAGACUGUCUGCGAUGUAGUCUGA
Exophiala bonariae is the source of this 1809-nucleotide messenger RNA. RefSeq lists its product as uncharacterized. Gene Ontology annotation, molecular function: protein binding; hydrolase activity, hydrolyzing O-glycosyl compounds. Gene Ontology annotation, biological process: carbohydrate metabolic process. The transcript is spliced from 7 exons. NCBI's taxonomy places the organism in Eukaryota, Fungi, Ascomycota, Eurotiomycetes, Chaetothyriales, Herpotrichiellaceae. Bases 1 to 1809 code for a protein of 602 amino acids. The record is from RefSeq and is a predicted model, not a curated record.